UUUAGCGAUACAAAGAAUAAAAGGGAGGAGAAGUUUUCUUUAAAUGAAAACAAAAAGAAUGAUUUAUCUGAAGUUCUGAACGGAUAAAUUCAAAUCCAACAAGAUACAUAAAAAUCUGUUCCCUUCUUUUGUCACCGGAAACAAACCGUUGUCGAGAAGUGUUUCGUUUCUGAGAGUAUUUUCCAGGGUUUGGGGAUGGGGGAAUCGAACGCAGACCUCUUCGAUCCCCGGACGGUCAUGGACUCGGACUUCUCGACGGGUGGGCUCGCAUGCAGGUCCGGGUCCGUGUCCGACUCGGAUUUCGCGUUCGCCUUCAACGACAGCAAUUUCUCCGAUCGGGUCUUGAGGAUCGAGAUAAUACCCGAUUUUCCCGAGACCAAAUCGGACGGCGAGGGUGGCACCAGCAUCGCUGUUUGGGUCCGCAAUAGGAAGAGACGGAGGGAGGAGAUUAAGAAAGAGACUGCAGUGGAUCUCCUUGUCGACUUCGGAGAGCAGAUUAUAAACUGUAACAUGCCGGAUACGGAGGAUGGUGCCAGCUAUGGAAAUGAAGAUGAGGAAGAUGUGGCAAUGAUUGAGGAAUUACCUUCAGGUGAUGAGGCUGCACCUAGCAAUGAUUCAAUGUGGAGCAUGGACUGCUCAACCGUUCUUAGAGUCAAAACCUUACACAUAAGCUCUCCAAUUUUAGCAGCAAAGAGUCCAUUUUUUUAUAAGUUGUUUUCAAAUGGCAUGAGAGAGUCAGAGCAGCGACAUGUAACUCUACGAAUCCAUGCAUCUGAAGAAGCGGCCCUUAUGGACCUUCUUAAUUUUAUGUACAGCAAUACUUUGUCAAGAAUGACAACUACUGCUCUGUUGGAUGUGCUUAUGGCUGCUGACAAAUUUGAGGUUGCCUCGUGCAUGAGAUAUUGUAGUAGAUCAUUGCGGAACUUGCCAAUGACUUGCGAGUCUGCAUUGCUCUAUUUAGAUCUUCCUUCUACUGUUUUAAUGGCUGAUGCAGUUCAGCCAUUGACAGAUGCAGCCAAACAGUUUCUUGCUGCACGCUUCAAAGACAUAACUAAGUUUCAGGAUGAGCUGCUGAACUUGCCCCUGGCUGGUAUAGAGGCAGUGUUGUCCAGUGAUGAUCUCCAGGUGGGUUCAGAGGAUUCUAUUUAUGAAUUUGUGCUGAAGUGGGCUCGGAUCCACUACCCAAAACUCGAGGACCGAAGAGAGGUCCUUGGCUUGCGCCUCUGUCACCUCAUCCGUUUUCCAUACAUGAACUGCCGAAAGCUAAGGAAAGUUUUAACCUGCAAUGAUUUUGAUUCUGAGGUGGCAUCAAAGCUUGUGCUUGGGGCUCUCUUGUUCAAGGCUGAGACACCAUUCCGGCAACGCUCCCUUGCCGCAGAGGAGGCCAGUGGCACCUGUCACCGAUUUGUGGAACGGGCAUACAAAUAUCGCCCAGUCAAGGUGGUGGAAUUCGAACUACCCUCUCAACAGUGUAUUGUGUACCUGGACCUGAAACGGGAGGAUUGCGCAUGUCUGUUUCCCACUAGUCGACUUUACUCCCAUGCUUUUUACCUGGGUGGACAGGGUUUUUUCUUGUCAGCUCACUGCAACAUGGACCAACAAAGCUCAUACCACUGCUUUGGGCUAUUUUUGGGGAUGCAAGAAAAAGGAUCAGUUAGUUUUGCUGUUGACUAUGAGUUUUCGGCAAGGUCCAAGCCUACUGAGGAGUUUGUGAGCAAGUACAAAGGAAAUUAUACUUUCACAGGAGGGAAGGCUGUCGGGUAUCGAAAUCUUUUUGGGAUGACCUGGACAGAAUUCAUGGCUGAGGACAGCCUCUACUUCAUCAAUGGGGUUGUCCAUCUUAGGGCUGAGCUCACCAUCAGGAAAUGAGACAAUUUCAGGUCUCAUUUGGUGAAGCUUUUGAUGGGUUCACUUCACCUGACACCUCUCUCUCUCUCUCUCUCUCUCUCUCUCUCUCUCAUUUAGCAUCUGGCCAGCCCUAGUUUUAUUUUGUGUUUUAGAGACUGUGUAAUAGGUUGCUUUACUGAUCCACAACAAUUGCCUUUCUGAGGUAGAUGGAUAAAAAUGGGGAUUUGAAGUAUAAUGGGUUCUCCCCUUUUGAGUCCAAUCUCAAAAAGGAGGAAAAAUGUCUCUUCUCAAGUGUGUUGCGUUAGGGCAAUCCGUUGCCUUUUGAA
Molecule: messenger RNA, 2174 nt
Organism: Corylus avellana
Lineage: Eukaryota; Viridiplantae; Streptophyta; Magnoliopsida; Fagales; Betulaceae
Product: BTB/POZ domain-containing protein POB1
Biological process (GO): response to red light
Cellular component (GO): nucleus
Molecular function (GO): protein binding
Source: RefSeq, a predicted model, not a curated record